Calliphora vicina (urban bluebottle blowfly) is the source of this 2132-nucleotide messenger RNA. It is a transcript of the gene Sk1, whose product is annotated as Sphingosine kinase 1. The record is from RefSeq and is a predicted model, not a curated record. The transcript has 2 exons. Gene Ontology annotation, biological process: phosphorylation; sphingosine biosynthetic process. NCBI's taxonomy places the organism in Eukaryota, Metazoa, Arthropoda, Insecta, Diptera, Calliphoridae. Gene Ontology annotation, cellular component: intracellular membrane-bounded organelle; cytoplasm; membrane. Bases 166 to 2106 code for a protein of 646 amino acids.
UUAGAAAUGAACGUUUGCCAGUUACGGAAGAGCUGAAUAGAAUCGAGUGCAACUUGUUGGCCAAUACGAAACAAAGGGAGUGCGCGAAAUCAGGCAGCUAAUAAACUCGUCAAUUACAGAUAAAUAUUUUUAUAUUACGAAUUACUUAAAUUACACUCACUCACAAUGACAGCGGCCGAAACAUAUGGAAAUAAUAAUUUCAACUCGAAUAUAACAACAAAUAAUCACAACAGUCAGCCAGCAACUCUUCAGGCGACCUCUUCAAAUCCUGGCGAUACAGCCAUAGAGCUAACGGAAAAUUUCUAUAUAAACAAUAGCAACAAAAAGAGACACAAUUUGAAAAUACAGGUGCAGCUAAAUGGCGGUGGAAUCUUUCUCAGGCGAGAGACCGAAGAUCAUGAUCAAAUAACCGAACAAUUAAUAAGACUCGAAGAUAUAGUGGGCAGUCAUUGUGGUGGCAAAUUGAAGAGGCGGGCCAGAGGUGGCUUAAGUUCUUGCAAACGUCUCAGUGAGGACGAGGAGCAACAUCACAGUGAAAAUUCCCAGGAUCGGGAACAAAAAGAUAUUUCGGCCUAUUUGUAUAUCUAUGCCUAUUUGAGGAAAGACAAGCCCCUGAGGCGUAUGAGAACUGUGAGAAUUUUACGUUUUCGUUCAUUUCUUACAUACGAGGAGAAUUUAAAAUCGGCUGAGCGUUGGCGUGAUGCCAUUAAAUUUAAUAAAAGUUUAGAGGAACACAGCACUAUGGAAGCGAAACCUUUGUUGAUAUUAUUAAAUCCCAAGUCAGGCAAGGGCAAAGGACGAGUAAUGUUUCAAAAGCAAAUGGCUCCGGUAUUAAAAGAAGCCGAGGUACAAUAUGAGUUAGUGGUAACAACACAUGCCAACUUUGCCCGUGAAUUGGUAAAGCAACGCAAAGAUUUAGUACAAAAAUAUUCGGGAAUAAUAGUGGCUUCGGGAGAUGGUUUACUAUUUGAGGUGAUAAACGGCAUAAUGGAGAGAACAGAUUGGCGGGUAUUGGCGCGCAAUUUACCAGUCGGUAUAGUUCCCUGUGGUUCCGGCAAUGGUUUGGCUAAAAGUAUAGCCCAUCUUUACAAUGAACCUUAUGAACCCAAACCCAUAAUAAAUGCCACGUUGGCUUGUGUUUCCGGCCAAAAUGCCCCUUUAGAUAUUGUACGGGUGGAACUUAAGGCCCAAGGUAAUGUUACCGAAAUGUACUCCUUCCUUUCCAUAGGUUGGGGCAUAAUAGCCGACAUUGAUAUUGAAAGUGAAAAGUUAAGAUCCUUAGGAGCUCCUCGAUUUACAUUAUGGUCCAUACAUCGUUUAGUGCGUUUACGCACCUACAAGGGUAAGGUAUCCUAUCUGCCCUGGCGUAAACAAGAAAGUUUUCCAGUAGAGGAAAUAACAAGUCAAAUACAAGCAACUACAACAGAUAAACCUUCCAUAUUACGGCGCUUUCGUGAUGCCCAGGAUGAUGAGGCCGACGAGUUUGCCGAUGCUGUGGCAGAGGAAAAUGAUAUUGACGAUGAAUUUGCUGAUAUUAUAAGCUACAGAACAAACAUAGACAGUUGGCAUUCGGCAGUGUCACGCAGAACGGCUUACUAUUCCAUAGCGGGUCAAAGUAUAAGAUCAAAUCGUAGUGUCACCAAUAGUGUGUUUAGUAAAAUCGAACAGGCCAAUGCUGAGUUCAAUAUACGCGCUCCUCAAUCCUCGAUACCAGCUCUGGAUAAACCUUUGCCCGAGGAAUGGCACUCGGAAGAGGGUGAAUUUGUCUUAGUGCAGGCAGCUUAUACCACACAUUUGGCUGCCGAUUGCCUCUUUGCUCCCGACUCGAAAUUAAAUGAUGGCAUUAUCUAUUUAGUCAUAAUACGAGCCGGUAUUGGCCGAUCCCAGCUUAUGCAGUUUUUAUUGAAUUUAAGUUCCGGUACACAUUUAUCCGAAGCACCCACAACUCAUAUACAAGUGAUUCCUGUGACAGCAUUUCGCAUAGAGCCUCAAGAGGAAGAGGGCAUUAUAACGGUGGAUGGUGAACGUGUGGGUCAUGGGGCUAUACAGGCUGAAAUAUUUCCGGGCUUAAUGAAAGUGAUGGUGCCGAAUGUACCAAAGGAGUGAGGGAGCAAGAUGAUUACAAUAUGAGU